Strongylocentrotus purpuratus (purple sea urchin) is the source of this 2936-nucleotide messenger RNA. RefSeq lists its product as uncharacterized. Lineage: Eukaryota; Metazoa; Echinodermata; Echinoidea; Camarodonta; Strongylocentrotidae. The record is from RefSeq and is a predicted model, not a curated record. Bases 206 to 2347 code for a protein of 713 amino acids. The transcript has 2 exons.
AUACGUCUAUAGAUCUAGGUCUAAUUGACAUUUAUAACUAGACUUUGUACAUUAACGAUAGGACUUAGUUUAUACAUGUACCAGCAAUAUUAACAGCACUAGAUCUAGCCGGAGCCAGUAGUUGUCGGCGUUGAUCUCCGAAUUACUUUUUAGCUUAAAGAUAAAUUGAAGAACUGGAGUUUAUCUUUAAGGAAAGGAUGAAGACAUGGCACAAGAAGAGGAAACUAGAGACCUCGACCUUCCGGUAGAAAAGUUAGAUAGGGAGGAUGGUGAGGGUGAGGAGGAUGCAUCUGAUGAGAGCUAUAGCGACUCCGAGGCCGCGUAUGACUCUGAUGGUCAAGACAUCGGAGAUGGAUUACUAAUCUAUGAUUGCCCACCUUCCCAAGACACAGAACAUAUGUGGCAGUGGCAUUUUCCACAAGAGUUCAUACCAGAUGGUUGUGUUGAUUAUGAUGAUCAUUACUCCGGGAGCGGAAAGUGGAUGUUGUUCUACCCAGUGUCUGAGAUCGAUGAAAAAUGGGAGAUGGCAAAUGAUUUGUUUGAUACCGGUGAGCUGAGGGGUGUGGAGGGAAUGAAAGUCUCAACCGCUAAGGUCAAUCCAAAAAGUUCUGAUAAUGCCACGGCAGUGCUUAUCAUGUAUUGUGGACCGUGGACUGAUGAACUGCUCAUGAGAAAAAUUGGGAGAAAUCUGGCUCUAAAAACAAAAUAUGAGAGUAAGACUGGUUGUAUGAUGUACAAAACAGACGACCAAACCAGAGGGGGGACAAGGGCAACAGGUCAAGCUGUAAACCAUGUUUACCAGAUGCAGGUGCCGAGGCCUGUCGAAGGAACUGCUAGCUCAGCAAUGCCGGAACUUCUUCCGUCCAAAGACACAAGAGACUUUUGGCAGUGGCACUUUCCCGCGUGUUCACCGUCUGGUUGCGCUGAGGAAUAUGACUUCUCAAAGAGUGGGCGAUGGAUGAUGUUCUAUUCAUUGGCAGAGAUCGACGAGAAAUGGCAGGUUAUGAAAGGCUUGUUGGAUUCCAAUGAACUGGAUGGAGUUCGAGGAUUAAAAGUCUCUACAGCCUCCUCCCUACCAGUUAACCGAAGGGGAAACAGGUCUGCAGUUAUUAUGGUCUACUGUGGGCCAUGGGAUGACGAGGAUCUUGUGUUGAGAGUAGGAACGAAUCUAGUCCAGAAGACCUCGUAUACAAACGAAUCUGGCACUCUUCGCUACAAGACAGAUAUAGUUGGAAAUGGAAGGACAAGUUCGGGACAGUUUAUUCCUAGAUACAAACAGGUGUUACCGGUUUCCAGGCCAAGUAUGGGGGCCAACUAUAGCCAAUCAGUAGUGGCAGAACUCCCACCAUCUAAAGACAUGAGAAGCUAUUGGCAGUGGCAUCCCAAGUACCAAGAUCGCAGGUUUACAAACUAUGACUCAUCUUUGAAGGGAAAAUGGAUGCUGUUUUAUCCUUCGUCAGAUAUCGAUGGCAUGUGGCAGCUGAUUAAGGAUCUGUUCGACGCUGGGGAACUGCACGGAGUCAGUGGUGCAAAGGUCUCUACAGCAAAGAGCUGUGGUGGACAUCCUGGAAAAAACAGCGGAGUUAUUAUGGUGUAUUGUGGACCGUGUGAUGACGCAGAGCUCAUGUUGAAAAUCGGGGAAAACAUUGCGUUGAAAACAACAUAUGAAGACAGAUCUGGUAUCAUGCGUUACAAGGUAGAUACUCCAAGAGAUGGGAGAAGAUUAACAGACCAUAGUAGCCCUAGCUACUGGGUACAAGUACCAAAGCCUCAGGCGAUGUGGACAAGCACCUGGGACACAGCAGAACACCCGCCUUCCAGAGACACAGCAGAACACCCGCCUUCCAGAAACAUGGCAGAACACCUGCCUUCGAGAGACACAGCAGAAUGCCGGCCUUCCAGAAACACAUUGGAAUGCCCGCCUUCAAAAGACAAGAUUAACUACUGGCAGUGGCAUCGUAAACCUGUCGAUGGUAUUGAAUAUGAUCCCUCAACGAGCGGGAAAUGGAUGCUCUUCUAUCCAACCUCAGAAAUUGAUGAUCGGUGGCAUCUUGUGAAGAGUCUGUUCGACGCUGGAGAACUGCACGGAAUUGGAGAAUUAAAUGUUUCUACAGCAAAGGGCAAUGCUGGACAUCGUGACAGCGGGGUCAUCAACGUGUAUUGUGGACCGUAUGACGACGGAGAGCUUAUGAUGAGAAUAGGAAAAAAUCUUGCAAGGAAGAUGCAGUACAAAAACAGGAAAGGAGUCAUGUUGUACAAGACAGAGGGACAACAGAUGAAGCAGGGUAGAGCGAUGGGACAGGAAUGGGACCAUCUUUACGAAAUAAGUUUGCCAUGGAGGUACUAAUGACAUGGAAGCUACAUGUAGUUCACAUACCGAUUAAAAUUAUGUUCAUACUCUACGAAGGGCCUCUUCAGCUUUUGUGCUGUUCUUCAAAAUUAUAAUCAUUAGUGCCAGUAGCGAACAUUGGCGAGAUUUAAAGACAAAGUGUGAUUAAAUGUUGAUACCUAAAAGAAAUCCACCAAAUUUUCACCACGCUGCCUUCCUUUUACAUCAAUCUGGAUAUUAACACAAUUGGUCUUGACUUCGUACUUGGUAUUGCUUUCAUUCCGAUAAUUCAUCUACGUUUCAUGAUUGAAAUUUAAAACUUACUGGUUUAUAUCAGGUGUAGAGCCCAUAUUAGGUUACAAUGCUAUACACUUGAGCCCAUCUUAUAAUAAUAAUAAUAAUAAUACAUAAGAUUUGUAUGGCGCCAAAUCCACUUGACAAUCAACUGCUCAAGGCGCAGCUUUAAUAAAUAUAUACAAAAGUGCAAUAGGGAAUGUACAGAUAUGAAAGGUAUUGGUACUCAAUAAGAAGUUAAAUUAAACAUAUGCUUGAGCAAAGUUAGCCUACUGAGCCGCAAAAUGCUGCAGGAAUAUUUAACAAAAUGUAA